Messenger RNA from Gorilla gorilla gorilla (western lowland gorilla), 2386 nucleotides. RefSeq names its product phospholipase A2 inhibitor and Ly6/PLAUR domain-containing protein-like. Lineage: Eukaryota; Metazoa; Chordata; Mammalia; Primates; Hominidae. Bases 1081 to 1632 code for a protein of 183 amino acids. The record is from RefSeq and is a predicted model, not a curated record. The transcript is spliced from 7 exons.
CUCUGUUGCCCAGGCUGGAGUGCAGUGGUGCAAUCUUAGCUCACUGCAGCCUGAACUUUUGGGCUCAAGUCAUCCUCAGCUUCCUAAAUAGCUGGGAUUACAGGCAUGAGCCACCAUGCCUGAUUAGUCCUAUUCUUGAAUCGUGUGUGUGUGUGUGUGUAUGUGUGUGUGUGUGUUCUUUGUCCUUCUCAAACUGCAGAGUCUGAUCACUGUUUUCUUCCUUGCAGGAAGCUCUAAGACAUGUCCAGCCUGCUCUUUGCUGUGAACCUGCAUUGAAAUAACUUGUCCUUCUGCCCAGGACUUCUGCUUGUUUAGCCAGAUGCAGCUGGGUGGGGGACCGGGCUGGGGACUGGACAGGGGCUGGGUGGAGAGAAUGGACAAAGGCGGUGGGUGGAAGGGGGGCAUGGAUGAGCCAUCCUGGGACUGGAGAUUGCCAGCCCUGCCUCAUAGCUCAGCCUGGUGCUGCUGGGGUAAAGGGCAGAGGGCAGCUGAACAGCAGAAGAGGCCCUGGAUUGGCCAGGGGGAUUGCUAUAGAGUGGGCAGAGGUCCUGGAGGGCUUGGAAAGCAGGGGCCUAAUCUCCCUUCCUCAAACUCUAUCCCUAGAAAAUGGGACUCUCAUUGAGAAGGGGUCACGUGUGGCCCCCGGAGAAUGCCAAGAAGGUGUCUACGCCCUGACCUAUGGCCCCCAUGCAAGCCUCUGGGUCAGCACAGCCUGUUGUGAAAACAACUGCAGCCGCCUUCCCCAGUAAGGAAUAAGUCGGCUCCAUGAACUGCACUGGGAAACAGACUGCAUGUGUCACCCUCCACGGGACCUGGAGUAGAGGGGGUCCCCAAAUUCUGAAGGGCUGUGCUACACCAGAGGUCUGCAACUUACAUGAGAAUGCCACCCUGGGUCCAGAAGACUCUGGAUUUCAUCUCACCACUAAGCCUGAAUGCAACUGCCUUACUCCUCCUACACAUCCAGGUCCUCAUGCAACUGUGACCCACACCAAAGCUGAGACCACCGUCUGCUUCACCUGCUGAGACCUCCACAGCUGUGGCCCCCUUCCAUGCCCAGAGGAUAAUAACUACUGCCUUCAGAUGGCAGGCAUCACAGGCUUUGGGGAAGGUAACCCUGUCUCCUGGAGAAACGGUUUCUGCGUGACCUCCAAGGACUGUAAAUUUGGCAACUCCAUCUAUGCCCUGACCUAUGGUGUUGGCUUUGGCUUCUGCAUCAACACCACCUGUUGCCAAGGCAACUACCAGGAGCCCACCCCUCUCGCAGCUCAUCUGGCCUCACACACCCUGAGUGAGAUAUUGUGUCCUACAUGUCCUGGGAGCUACUUGGAGCCCUGCAAUUCCUCCUUCUACAUGCAGUGUCCCAGUGGGGAAUCUGAGUGUAUCCAGCUGGACCUAACGUCUGAAGAAGGCGGCCGGAACGUGAGCGUACGCGGCUGCGGCUCCCGAGACCUGUGCAGCGCCCUGGACAGGACCCACGGGCUCUCUGUGCUCCCAAGACACUGGCUGUCGAGCCACUGCAGCGCGCACCGCCGCGCCGUCCUAGAGUCCCACUGCCGCUCGGGCGCCGCGCCCGGCCUCCGCCUCUCCCUCCCGGUUCUGGUGGUAGUCCUGGCGACCGCGACGCUGUGCUAAGGAAUCCCGCCUGGACCACCCCGCCGCCCGGGAGGCCCCCUCCACCUGUUUGUUCGGCACGUCGCUAGAUGGUGCCCUGGCUCCCCUCUGCUGGGGCAAUACGGAGACCUGGAAGCUUCUGGUGAGAAACUGAGGAAGCAGGGAUGAGCUUCCUCCCUCAGACUAGCGUUUCCCAAAGCCAGACCUUCUGCUCCAGACUCAGGGCUUACUCAAGGCUAAGUCCUCUUUCCUCACACCACGGUCCCAAAGGCCAUGCCUCCAUCAGCCUAGGGUGUGUCUUCCCCCCUCAGACUAAGGCCACUCACCUGCUGCUGAGAUCAGGCGUCUGCUCAACUAAGUUGGGGCGGGGCGCUAUACCUCCCCCCUCAGAUUAGCACCUUCCCCAAGGCCAAACCUCCUCCCUCAGAAGAGGGCUGUUCUUCUUCCUCAAGUUACUAAGCCUCCUUCUUCAAACGAGGGGGUACCCAAUAUCCGGCUGCUCCCAGACACCAGGGAUGUGUCUCUUCUCCCACACAUUGACAAGCAACUUCUCUUUUGUUCUCCCUCUUUGGGGUCUAGCAAAAUCCUGGGCAGCCAAGGCGGGGCUUGAGGAUCCAAUACACCCUCUUCCAAGGUUUUCAGAGCAGCCUCCUCCACCCCCACCGUGGGCCAAGACGGGGCAGGGGGCAUGGGUGGGGUGAGGAGCCCCUCUUCUGUGUGGGCCCAAUCUCCCAGCUGUAACCAGAUCUGAAUGAAUCACAUCUCACAAUGCCAA